This is a messenger RNA of Quercus robur (English oak), 1632 nucleotides long. RefSeq lists its product as uncharacterized. Lineage: Eukaryota; Viridiplantae; Streptophyta; Magnoliopsida; Fagales; Fagaceae. The transcript has 4 exons. The record is from RefSeq and is a predicted model, not a curated record. Bases 1 to 1632 code for a protein of 543 amino acids.
AUGGAAUUAAGGAAAGUCAAUGGAGUCAAUAUUGUGCCUAAAAUGGAUGAGGUUUGUAUAAUUUGUGAGACCAUGGAACACCCUACAAAUGAACGUCCUACAAUUUCAGCUUUUAAAGAGGUGUUGCAUGAUCAAGCAAAUGCAAUGAACAUGGUGAAAAAAUCAUACCCUUCCCCCUAUUUAGAGACAUACAAUUUAGAGUGGAGGAAUCACCUAAAUUUUAGUUGGAGGAAUGAUAAUGUGGUUGCACCUCCUACACAUGUGAAUCAAAAUUUUAAAAUCCUUGAAGUACUUAAGCAAGUUAAAGUGAACAUUCCUCUUUUGGAUACCAUAAAACAAAUUUCAACAUAUGCUAAAAUUUUGAAAUAUUUGUGUACUAUUAAGCGUAAGCUUGAUGUACAUAAGAAGGCAUUUUUAACUGAACAAGUUAGUGUAAUCAUUCAAAACAAUAGACCUCCUAAGUUCAAAGAUCUAGGUUGUCCCAUUAUUUCAUGUGUGAUUGGUAAUUCAAAAAUAGAGAAAGCUUUGCUUGAUCUUGGGGCAAGUGUGAAUCUUUUGCCAUAUUCAGUGUAUGAGCAAUUAGGUCUAGGCGAGUUAAAACCCACUUCCAUAAUUUUACAACUUGUUGAUCGAUCUAUGAUUGUGCCAAAGGAAGUUGUUGAGGAUGUUUUGGUUCAAGUGGACAAAUUUUAUUUUCCUGUUGACUUUAUUAUUUUGGACAUGCAUCUUGUUUCUAAUGCUAAUUCUCAAAUAUCUGUGAUUUUAGGAUGCCCAUUUCUUGCAACUUCUAAUGCAUUGAUAAAUUGUAGAAAUGGAGUCUUAAAAUUAUCUUUUGGGAAUAUGACCCUUGAGUUUAAUAUUUUUUAUACUUGUAAGCAACCUAGGGAUGAAGAGGAUAUGAAUGAAGUUGAAUUAAUUGAAACACUUGUUCAAGAACAAUUCAACAAAACAUUCAAUUCAUGUGAUUUUAAUUUGGAUGAGAAUUCCGACAUUGCCUACAUUCACUGUCUUUUGGAAUCUGCACAGGAAUUGGAAGCGAGCAAUUGGAAAUUUAAAUAUGAGGAGUUGCCACCUCGUGAGAUAAAGUUGUUGCCAUCUAGUGAGCAAAUACCAAAAUUGGAGUUAAAGCCCUUGCUUGUUGAGCUCAAGUAUUCUUUUCUAGGAAUCGAUGAGACUUUUCCUGUGGUAAUAUCUUCUAAACCUGAUUCUUUGCAAGAAGGUAAGUUAUUAAAUGGUUUGAGAAGACAUAAGAGUGCCAUAGGAUGGAACAUAGCUAACAUUAAAGGAAUUAGCCCAUUGGUUUUCGAGUCUAAGAAAGGUGGCAAUGUCACUUUUGGUGAUGGGAGCAAAUCACAGAUUAAAAGAAAGGGAAUCAUCUCUUUACCUGGACUACUAGACAUUGCAAAUGUUCUAUAUGUCGAAGGCUUGAGAGUGAACCUGUUGAGCAUAAGUCAAAUAUGUGAUCAAGACUUUAUGGUACUAUUCUCAAAAGGGAAAUGCCUUGUCAUGGAUGAGUCUGGAAAGAAACUUAAAAGUGGUGUUCGCACUCUAGACAAUUGUUAUGGUUUGGUUCUUGAUGCCGAUAUUGUGUGCAAUAGCAUUCGUUUACCAAAUGAAGAUCUAUGGCACUAA